AUGAAAACCAUCUCAAUUUUAUUAUCAUUAUUUGUUAUUGCUGUUUCAGCAAAUCAACAUCCCUUUUUUUCGGAUGAACGUCUAGUUGAAGUAAUAAAAAUUAGUAAAGAGUGUAUAGGGGAAACAAAUGUAAAACAAGAAGCGCUUAAUAAAUGGAGAAGUGGCGAGUUACUAGACGACCCGGAUCUAAAGGAAUACAUCGCUUGCACUUUCCUAAAGUUAGGAUUUGUUGAUGAGAAGGGAACUGUAAACUUGGAGACUUUGAAGAAGGACCUCGGGCGAAGCGAAAUCGCUUUGAAUGCGAUAUCUCAAUGUUACGACAAACGUGGAAACUCACCAACCGAAACAGCUUAUGAUGUGUACAAGUGCUUUAAAGGCAACCUCCCUGCCAAAUUUAAAGGAGGACUAUAA
This is a messenger RNA of Onthophagus taurus, 411 nucleotides long. RefSeq lists its product as uncharacterized. Gene Ontology annotation, molecular function: odorant binding. Gene Ontology annotation, biological process: sensory perception of smell. Lineage: Eukaryota; Metazoa; Arthropoda; Insecta; Coleoptera; Scarabaeidae. The record is from RefSeq and is a predicted model, not a curated record.